This is a messenger RNA of Limulus polyphemus (Atlantic horseshoe crab), 1222 nucleotides long. Its product is annotated as cytochrome P450 3A7-like. The coding region runs from base 116 to 1213 and encodes 365 amino acids. Lineage: Eukaryota; Metazoa; Arthropoda; Merostomata; Xiphosura; Limulidae. The transcript has 10 exons. Gene Ontology annotation, molecular function: heme binding; oxidoreductase activity, acting on paired donors, with incorporation or reduction of molecular oxygen; monooxygenase activity. The record is from RefSeq and is a predicted model, not a curated record.
UAUCCUUGGAGGUGUGCAGCCAAUUAAAGAGUUUAAAUCACAAUUGAUUUUCACACGAGGAGAGCACUGGAAGGAAGUUCGCAGUCUCCUCACCCCAACAUUCAGUUCCAGUAAGAUGAGACAAAUGACACCAAUCAUGCAGGAAUGUGUUGGGGUCCUUAUGGAAAAAAUUGCCCAAAAAGCACAAACAGAAGAAGAUUUCGAUAUAUCCGAGAUGUACCAAGGAUUGACAACUGAUGUCAUUGGUCAAACUGCUUUUGGAAUCCAGACAAAUGUCCAGCAGAAUCCAAAAGAUCCUUUUCUAACCAAUUGUAGAGCUUUUUUCAACAUUCAGACUUCCGAGUUUUUCAUCUUUUUAUUACUGUGCUUUCCUGAGUUUUACAACAUCCUUUAUCCAAUUCGAAAACUGGUGGAUGUCAUAUGGCAUCAGAUAUUCUCAACUCCAGGAAGAUCCUUAGUCGAAGGAGUUAUGAAAGUUAUAGAAGAGAGACGAAAAAAUCCAGCGCUUCGAAGAGUUGAUCUUCUUCAGAUGAUGUUGGAUGCUCGAAUGACUAAAGAAGAAAUUCAAAAUGUGACAGCGAAACAACUGACUGUUGGUGAGGAUGAGCCAGCAGAAGGUGCUUACAAUGGCAAAAAAGAAAGUUUCAAAGACGACAAGAAACAGAUGAAAUUUAUCACAGAUGUAGAAAUUAAAGCGAAUUGCUUCCUCUUCCUAUUGGCCGGUUAUGAAACAACAAGUACAGCCCUCGCUUUCACAACCCAUAUACUGGUGAACCGACAAGAUGUCCAGGAAAGGAUUCGAGAAGAAAUAAACGAUGUCUUAGGACACGAUGGUGACUUAGAUUACAACACAGUAAAUAACCUUCGAUAUUUAGACCAAGUUUUCUCGGAAUCUCUGCGAAUGUACCCGCCAGUUGUCACGUUCAUUACCAGAGCUGCUUGUGAGGAUUACCAGCUAGGUGAUUUUAAAAUUCCCAAGGGCACUGCCAUACAGGUCCCUGUUUGGCAACUCCAUCACGAUCCAAAGAUCUGGCCUGAGCCAUACGAGUUUAAGCCUGAGAGAUUUCUCCCCGAAAAUAAGAAGGAUAUCCACCCCAUGGCCUACCAACCGUUUGGAUCUGGACCACGAAAUUGUGGAGAUAUCCAAUAUAAAGUCAAGCUCAUAACCAUUGGUCCUGUAAAUGGCGUUCAUGUAAAAGUAGUUCCUGUCUAGUGGUGGCCU